Molecule: messenger RNA, 2647 nt
Organism: Pseudomyrmex gracilis
Lineage: Eukaryota; Metazoa; Arthropoda; Insecta; Hymenoptera; Formicidae
Gene: Shal
Product: potassium voltage-gated channel protein Shal
Exons: 1
Coding region: 1526-2647 (373 amino acids)
Biological process (GO): protein homooligomerization; potassium ion transmembrane transport
Cellular component (GO): voltage-gated potassium channel complex; membrane
Molecular function (GO): protein binding; A-type (transient outward) potassium channel activity
Source: RefSeq, a predicted model, not a curated record
CAUCGUGCAGUCACGGGGAGGGAGGUGGAGAGACACUGUCACAUGAGGGGUUCGCACACCAGGUAGUAGUGCUUGGAGGAUACGGCAAAAGAGAUGAACUUGUGAGUGUACCGGAAUUGUGGAGUGUACGCAAGCUUAGACAGGAAGACAGUAACGCACGUUUGGAGCGGAGAUCGAUGCAUGGAGUUUCAACUGUGCGAAUCGGAGCUUGCAAAGACACACCACCUUCUUGGGACAAUUCCAUCGUGUGGAGCUGUCCGAUGUGUGGAGCUGUCCUGACAGACAACGACAGAAUGCGUGGGAAAGCGCACGCUACUUGCGUAAGCUGUCGUAAAUUGUCGUGAAAAGAGACUUCUACUUGGAUCGAGAACAGCUAUGCGAAACGAGAGGUUCGCAUGUACUGUCGAUGAACAAAACCGUCGAUGAACCAAAUUCGCUGAGCGCACAGUUCGUUCAAGUGAAAGAUUCCCAAAGAGGAGAAGUUCCGACGCGAAAAUUUAAAAAAGCACUUAAAGACACACUUUUUCGCGAAAUAUUCUUCUGUUGUGAUUUAUAUUUGAUGUUCAACACUGUUUCCUGUUCCGCUGUGUACGAACGACAUCGGUAAAGUCUUAUUCUCUUUUCAUCUAUAUAUAUGUGUAUUUCCGCUUUAUCUGCAAAUCUAUUUAUUUACAUGUCUGUAAGUGCUGCAUGCGCUUGUAUCUUCUCCUCUGCGUUCUCCGGGGAACACGAAUCUAAAUCUCUCUGUCAUAUAUAUGUAUAUAUACAUACAUAUAUAUAUAUAUAUAUCGUGGCUGGCUGGUUGUUAAAGAGUCAGAUAUCGAAAUGUAUGUACGUCAUAUGAACGUUGAUAGAAAAUUGCAAAUGCAAACGACACAGAGAAGAGACGUAUUAAUUGGCCGAACGGCGUUCAUCUCUCCAACAUCGUAACGACAAUGAUAUCGGCGUGGACAGCCUAAAAACGUCACGAGAUCACGAGGCUCGUCGUCGUCGUCGUCGUCACUGCACAUAUCAUUCGGUGAGAGACCAUCCCGAGCUUACCGAUGUGACGACCGGCGAACAGUGCAGCACGAGCCGAACGGAGAUACCGCGCCGGAUCAACCAAUCGCGUUCUGGCAACGUGCCUUCCAUCAUCAUCGAUAGUCGCGCGAUAGCUCUUUGUGGCGCUCUUCAGCAUCGCCGCCGCGGAGACCUUCCACCUGUUUCGGCUCGAAACUGUUUGUAUUCGCAAUUGGCAGCUUUCCAGAAGAAAGAUUCUUCUUACAUUCAUAUACUCCUCAAUUUCAUACACUUCGAAUAGUGAAGAUAUCUUUUUCUCGUCAAUGUUUGCUGUAGAAACUCGUUACGCUGCCAGUUAACCACGUCUGAAACCAAUCUAGAUCUCGAUCAAAGAAUGAUCACGCUCUUUAUAUUCUUAAAUCAAAUUUCUUCUCGACGUUUCUAACGUUUCUGUUAAGCUCAUCCUUUCGUCGCUUCGGCGUUCACUUGGCUCCGCUCUGAAAGAAGACUUUGACUUGCAGACUACAUGGCAUCUUCAGUGGCAACAUGGUUGCCCCUGGCACGGGCGGCGGCGGUCGGUUGGGUGCCGAUCGCAUCCCAUCCGAUGCCGCCGCAACCGGUUCAACCAGGGCAACGCACUGUCGAAGACGUAAAGUUGUUGAUCAAUGUGAGCGGAGUGCACUUCGAAACAUGGCGUAACACCCUCGAGAAGUAUCCGGAUACGCUGCUUGGCUCGAGCGAGCGCGAGUAUUUUUACAACGAGGAAACGAAAGAGUACUUCUUCGACCGGGAUCCGGAAAUCUUUCGUCAUAUACUCAAUUACUACAGAACCGGAAAGCUGCAUUACCCGAAGCACGAAUGUUUGACAAGCUAUGAUGACGAGCUUACGUUCUUCGGCAUUCAGCCGGACGUGAUUGGCGACUGCUGCUACGAAGACUAUCGCGACCGCAAACGGGAGAACGCGGAGAGACUAAUGGAUGACAAGCUCAGCGACGACGGGGAUCAGAACCUUCAACAGCUGCUCAGUAUGCGCCAGAAAAUGUGGAGAGCAUUCCAGAAUCCUCAUAUUUCGACGGCUGCAUUGGUCUUCUACUACGUAACCGGAUUUUUUAUUGCGGUCAGCGUGCUGGCGAAUGUGAUCGAGACCGUACCAUGUGGAAACCGCCCGGGUCGGGCAGGAACGCUGUCCUGCGGAGAGCGUUACAAGAUUGUGUUCUUUUGUUUAGACACUGCUUGUGUUAUGAUUUUUACCGCAGAGUAUUUAUUGAGACUCUUUGCCGCGCCGAGCAGAUGCAAGUUUGCUCGUUCCGUGAUGUCGAUAAUUGACGUAGUUGCAAUUUUACCGUAUUACAUAGGACUUGGUUUGACCGAUAACGACGACGUGUCCGGGGCAUUCGUGACGCUCCGUGUUUUUCGGGUUUUCCGUAUCUUCAAGUUCUCUCGGCACUCACAAGGAUUACGUAUCCUCGGUUAUACUUUGAAAUCCUGUGCCUCCGAGCUGGGUUUCCUCGUUUUUUCGCUUGCAAUGGCCAUCAUUAUCUUUGCCACCGUCAUGUUCUACGCAGAGAAAAACGUCGACGGCACCAACUUCACUUCGAUACCUUCUGCCUUCUGGUAUACUAUCGUCACAAUGACCACAUUGGGGUAA